AUGGGAGUUGGAGGCACUCUUGAGUACUUGUCUGAUCUAAUGGGUAGUAGCCACCACCAUCACAAGAAGAAGAAGAAGCAAUUACAAAAUGUAGAGCUGAAGGUGAGAAUGGACUGUGAUGGCUGUGAGCUUAAGGUUAAGAAAGCACUCUCUUCAUUAAAUGGUGUAAAAUCGGUGGAGAUAAACAGGAAACAGCAGAAAGUGACAGUAACUGGGUAUGUGGAAGCAAACAAGAUCCUAAAGAAGGCCAAGUCAACAGGGAAAAAGGCUGAGAUAUGGCCUUAUGUGCCUUACAACAUGGUGGCUCAUCCAUAUGCUGCUCCAGCUUAUGACAAGAAGGCUCCUCCUGGUUAUGUGAGGAGAGUGGACAACAUUGUCACCAUUGGAACCGUGACAACAUAUGAAGAUCCAUACACCAAUAUGUUCAGUGAUGAAAACCCAAAUGCCUGUUCUGUCAUGUAG
This is a messenger RNA of Gastrolobium bilobum, 462 nucleotides long. RefSeq names its product heavy metal-associated isoprenylated plant protein 23-like. Bases 1 to 462 code for a protein of 153 amino acids. The record is from RefSeq and is a predicted model, not a curated record. The transcript has 2 exons. Gene Ontology annotation, molecular function: metal ion binding. NCBI's taxonomy places the organism in Eukaryota, Viridiplantae, Streptophyta, Magnoliopsida, Fabales, Fabaceae.